AUGCCAACUCAACCCAGGAGCCACAGCCGAGAAGAUUCUCUCUCAGUUCCUGAUACUUCAGAUCCUCUUACCUUCACUGGUUCUGUUGUCGGCUCUAUUUCCCGCCGAAAUCGUCGCUCUUUUGCUGCUAUAGCCCAGAAGACCUCAAGUGCCUUCGCUAGUUUCUCUACGCAGACCUCACUACGUUCUUCAAACUCCAACGUUAGUUUGUCGAGAUCUAGGUUCUCUGGCGCAACCCCUUGGACCCCGCCAUUUGACGAAAACUACGUGCAAUUGACGGAAACCUCUCGCCCUUGUUCUCCGGCCUUGGUCGACGCCCUCUCAAAUCCGCCACAGAAGCGUCCUCUGACUCUGCAGCGUCUUCCUACACCUCCCCACGAAAACAGAACUUCCCCGCCCGGCGGACCACCCAAAAUGCAUCAGACAUCAUCUAGGUUAUUGCGCAUGACAGAGGAUGAGCGCCCUUUCACAAAGGAUUUCAUGGACUUGUUCUCCACUUUGAUGGUCAGCUUGAAGUUAGAUUCACACCGUGUCCGUUUCACAAGAUAUGAUCACACAUUCACCUCCGAAGAGGCUAUCAACAACUUGGGCUCGCUCAAGUUCUCUCAAUCCAAUCGCAUGCCCGACCCCAAGGACCCCUCCCGCAUCGUCACAACUACUACAACCACCACUUUCUCCAUGGCCAAGGAAAUGGCCCGCUCCGUCUGCCAACGAUUUGUCGAUGCGCGUUUUAUUGAAUCAGUUGACGGGAAAGCGCUUCCGAUUUUUCCGCUCAAGGGCGCUCUUUUCCAGCUUACCCCAAAAGGAAUCAACAUCCUGCAGCGUUUCUGCCAGCGGAACGGUAUCACCGCCCGUCACGUGAUGGAUGUUUUGGAGUCACCACGCAACACCAUGCAGUUGGUCAACUUGGAACGUGACACGGAUACUGACAAGCUGUCCCACGAUCGCGCAACAAUUGAAGUCAUUUUCCGCCGUUUUGCUGGCCAGGAUGGCCCCAACGUUAAGAGCAGCAUUUCAACCUCGGACUCAGACUCCCUCAGUGACUACACUAACGGUCUGGUUGGUGUGAAGGUGGCUCGGGAACGUAAACUUCAGGAUGGCAAGGUCUAUAGCAACACUUUCACUGGAAAGGCAUCGGUGGAUUGGUUGAUGGAUUGUUCGACUACAAUUGAGCGCCGAGAGACUUGCUUGAUCGCUGAGCUGUUCCUGAAGUACGGCUUGAUCACAAUGAUUCAAGACGAUAAAUCCUUCCCUGACAUUGGCACCAAUGCUCACUUCCAACCCUCCAAGUACGCCAUCUAUGGAAUUACCGAACGUGGACAGCGCGUAUGUGGAUGGAUUGCCCGCGAGAAGUCCCGCGAGACCGCGCAGGCAUACGACAGCCGUGGUAUGCCGCGGGAUUCCAACAACGCCCGACUGACGCACAUCCUUCAAGAUCCUGCUUUGCGUCUGCUUUUCCGCGAGUUUCUUCGCUACUCCCUUUGCGAAGAGAACCUGUCAUUCUACCUCGAUGUUUCCGAGUUCACUGCCAACUACCACAAAGCCGAGAAGAUGGGCACAUUCAACAAGAUUGACUCCGUUCGGGAAACUUUGGCUGCUGCGUAUGGAUUGUACAAUGCAUUCUUGGCCCCUGGAUCUCCUUGCGAGUUGAACAUCGACCACGCCCUCCGCAACAGCUUGGCUAGCCGUAUGACCAAGGCCGUUGGAGACGACGAGUCCAUGUUCAAGAGUCUGCAGGAGGUUGUGCACCUGUUCGAGCUUGCUCAAACAUCCGUGUUCAAGUUGAUGUCCAGCGAUUCCGUUCCGAAAUUCCUACGCGAUCCUAAGUACGCUGUCGUUCUUCAAGAACACGACGUGGACAUCAUGGGAGGUUCGCGUUCAUAUUCGCCCACACCAGGCCCGCCCUCCAUCCCAGAACGCAGUAUGAGCCGUUCGGCCCGCGCCUGA
This is a messenger RNA of Penicillium soppii, 1947 nucleotides long. It is a transcript of the gene flbA, whose product is annotated as developmental regulator FlbA. Gene Ontology annotation, biological process: intracellular signal transduction. Bases 1 to 1947 code for a protein of 648 amino acids. The record is from RefSeq and is a predicted model, not a curated record. Lineage: Eukaryota; Fungi; Ascomycota; Eurotiomycetes; Eurotiales; Aspergillaceae. The transcript is spliced from 2 exons.